Molecule: messenger RNA, 2790 nt
Organism: Salvelinus namaycush (lake trout)
Lineage: Eukaryota; Metazoa; Chordata; Actinopteri; Salmoniformes; Salmonidae
Gene: iqsec3a
Product: IQ motif and Sec7 domain ArfGEF 3a
Exons: 13
Coding region: 1-2790 (929 amino acids)
Biological process (GO): regulation of ARF protein signal transduction; actin cytoskeleton organization
Molecular function (GO): protein binding; guanyl-nucleotide exchange factor activity
Source: RefSeq, a predicted model, not a curated record
AUGUUAGAGCACAAAUACGGCGGCCACCUCAUCUCCCGCCGCGCUGCCACCAAGAUCCAGACCGCCUUCCGCCAGUACCAGCUCAGCAAGAACUUCGAGAAGAUACGCAACUCCCUGCUGGAGAGUCGCCUGCCGCGGCGCAUCUCCAUGCGCAAGGUGCGCGUGCAGAACGCUGAGGGCUUCUCCGCCGAGCGGGCGCUGGCCGAAGGCUGCAGCCUGGCGGGUAUCCCCCUGGUGCGCUCGCCAUCACUGCCCGCCACAGUGGGCGGCACCCUGACCGACCUGGAGGACUCAUUCACAGAGCAGGUGCAGUCGCUGGCAAAGUCCAUCGACGACGCACUCAGCAACUGGAGCCUGAAGACCAUGUGCUCCCUCCAGGAAGGAGGGGCCUACCAGUUCAGUGCCGAGUCCUUCAGUGCGGCUGGGGGAGGAGGGGAAAUGGGAGGAGGAGGGUUGGACCAGGCUUUUCUCCAGAGCAUGUCAGGUGGGGAGAAUACAGGCGACCUGCCCCGCAGCGCCAGCAAGCUGCUGAUGGCCUUCCGCGACGUGACCGUUCAGAUCGACAAUCAGAACUUCCGCAUGUCCUCCUCCGUCAUGGAGUCAUCGGCCUCUGUCUCCAUGGGCAACUGCGUCCAGCAGCAGCAGGGAGGCGCAGCCACCACCCCCACCAUGCCCACCGCUCCUCCGCCCUCACCCCCUAAAAUACACUCCCCUCCCCCUGAAGAGGUCCCCGCCGAACCCACAGACCCUCCUGUCCCUCCCUACGAGCCCCCUCCGCCCCCGGAACCAGUGGUAGAAGGAGAGGGGCAGGACGCCGACUUCCCUGCGCCCCCGCCCAGUGAAGAGGAGCUAGAGGAGGAGGAGGGCCACGGCUCGGAGACGGCUGAAACCAGUUCCGAGCAGAUAAGCAGCAGCAACAGCACUUCCACGGAGGCGCGCUCGGCAUCGGAGGCCUCAUCCAAGGAGGCCCUGCAGGCCAUGAUCCUCAGCCUGCCGCGCUACCACUGCGAGAACCCGGCCAGCUGCAAGUCGCCCACACUCUCCACCGACGUCAUGCGCAAGCGCCUCUACCGCAUCGGCCUCAACCUUUUCAAUGUUAACCCUGAUAAGGGUCUCCAGUUCCUGAUCUCACGAGGUUUCAUCCCGGACACGCCCAUAGGUGUGGCUCACUUCCUGCUUCAGAGGAAGGGCCUGAGCAGGCAGAUGAUUGGAGAGUUCCUGGGAAACAGCAAGAAGCCCUUCAACAGAGACGUCCUAGAUUGUGUGGUGGAUGAGAUGGAUUUCUCAGGGAUGGAGCUGGACGAGGCUCUGAGGAAGUUCCAGGCUCACAUCAGAGUCCAGGGAGAGGCCCAGAAGGUGGAGAGACUGAUCGAGGCCUUCAGUCAGCGGUACUGCAUGUGUAACCCGGACGUGGUGCAGCAGUUCCACAACCCCGACACCAUCUUCAUCCUGGCCUUUGCUAUCAUCCUCCUCAACACAGACAUGUACUCACCCAACAUCAAGCCUGACCGCAAGAUGAUGCUGGAGGACUUCAUACGCAACCUCCGAGGUGUGGAUGAUGGAGCUGACAUCCCCAGAGACAUGGUGGUGGGCAUCUAUGAGAGGAUCCAACAGAGAGAGCUGCGAUCCAAUGAAGACCACGUCACCUACGUCACCAAGGUGGAGCAGUCCAUUGUGGGCAUGAAGACAGUUCUGUCCGUUCCCCACAGAAGAUUGGUGUGCUGUAGCCGUCUGUUUGAGGUGACGGACGUCAACAAGGCCCAGAAACAGGCAGCCCACCAGAGAGAAGUCUUCCUCUUCAAUGACCUUAUCGUGAUCCUGAAGCUGUGUCCAAAGAAGAAGAGUUCAGCAGCCUACACCUUCUGUAAAGCCCUGGGCCUCCUGGGCAUGCACUUCACACUGUUUGAGAACGAUUACUACCCCCAUGGCAUCACCAUCAUCUCACCCUUUGGCUCAGACAAGAAGCAGGUGCUCAACUUCUGUGCCCAGAGCGCCGAGGAGCUGCUCAAGUUUCUAGAAGAUCUGAAGGAGUCCAUUGCUGAGGUGUCAGAGAUGGAACAGAUACGCAUUGAAUGGGAGUUGGAGAAACAACAGGGCUCGAAGGGAGUGUCAGCUAAGAACAAUGGCACUCUGGAGCUACGCAGCAAACAGGGCUCCCCGUCAGGCAAGCAGGACCUGGAUGAGAACAGUGGACACAAUGCAGUGGAGCCUCCCCCCACCUCUCCCACCUCUACACCAAUGCUUCCAGCACCCAGUCUGAACUGGUCCCCCCAGCAGCAGGGGGCGCACGUGUCAAUUCACAACAGGCUUCAUACGUACCAGCUCAGCAGCAGCGGGAGCUUGCCCCGGAGCCCCGAGAGUGUUGGAGCCCUUCUUAACCACCGGGGGGAGCUCUUGCAGCAGCCGCAGCUUCAGUCAGCCGCCGGCACCCCCCUCCACCACCUGCAGCAGCUCCAGCCAAUCAGCAUGGGUGACCUUCGGACCGACACACUCAUCCAGUGCCAGCAGAUUGUCAAGGUGAUUGUCCUGGACAACAGCGGCCAUGGCCGCGUGGAGGCCUUCCUCAGCCACACCCCCACCCACGCCCAUCAUCAUCACCAUGCCCACCACCACCAGGUCGUCCGAUCGGCCGCCUCCACUCCUGUGAGGUCGCCAGAGAGCAAGGACGGUCACCAGCCCCCCUUACCCCCUCCUCCUCCCCCCUACAACCACCCCCACCAGUACAUCCCCCCGGCGGACCCCCGCCUCAGCCUCCAGAGGACCCCAAGUGGCUCUCGAAGCCUGCUGUAA